Molecule: messenger RNA, 2278 nt
Organism: Salvelinus fontinalis (brook trout)
Lineage: Eukaryota; Metazoa; Chordata; Actinopteri; Salmoniformes; Salmonidae
Product: claudin-10-like
Exons: 5
Coding region: 168-887 (239 amino acids)
Biological process (GO): cell adhesion; bicellular tight junction assembly
Cellular component (GO): bicellular tight junction; plasma membrane
Molecular function (GO): structural molecule activity
Source: RefSeq, a predicted model, not a curated record
CUUAACCACUGACACAUUUCACCUCCUAACCAUUCACCCUGGACUGCCUCUGCUCUCCAUCCACUAUCUUUAGCUCCACAGACAUACAGUCUCAUCUGCCGCAGUUGCCGUUAACCAGCUUACCUGACCCAGCUCUACAACAGACAGGACAGGACUAUCUGAGGAGGAUGAGCAACAUGGCCACGGAGAUCGUUGCCUUCAUCGUGACCAUAUCUGGAUGGAUCCUGGUCUGCUCCACGUUGCCUACUGACUACUGGAAGGUGUCCUCCGUGGAUGGGACGGUCAUCACCACGGCGACCUUCUGGUCCAACCUGUGGAAGACCUGCGUCACGGAUUCUACAGGAGUGUCCAACUGUAAAGAUUUCCCCUCCAUGCUGGCUCUGGACGCGUAUAUCCAGGUGUGUCGGGGCCUGAUGAUUGCGUCUGUGUGCCUGGGGUUCUUUGGAGCCACCCUGGCCCUGAUGGGAAUGAAGUGUACCAGGAUCGGAGGCUCAGAGAGCACCAAGGCCAGACUAGCAGGCCUCGCAGGCCUUCACUUCAUACUCAAUGGGCUUUGCUCCUUGACUGCAUGCUCCCUGUACGCACACAGGAUCACGUCAGAGUUCUUUGACCCACUCUUUUUUGCUCAAAAGUUUGAACUGGGCGCAGCGCUCUUCAUUGGCUGGGCUGGCUCUGUGCUCUGCAUUUCAGGAGGACUCAUAUUCUGCCUCUCCUUGUCAGAGGGCUUCAGUCGAGCAGAGUACUCCUACAGUGGUGCUACGUCAAUGGUAACCAAGCGUCACAAACCCGGCAAGUCUGCCAACGGUUUCUACAAAUCGCCAGUUCCCACAGACCCCCGAGACCCAGCAGAACACUCAAGGCAGUUUGGAAAGAAUGCCUAUGUGUGACAACGGACGGACCACUGGCAUUGGCAUAUGGUCAUAUGAGGUGACCGUGGACUAUUGCAUAUGAGGUGACCUUGGGCUAAGCUUGUUGAGGUCCCCUUUUCAUACCUCUUCAACCAGAACCCCAAUUGCUUAUUGAGACGGAUUCCUGUGUGAUUACAUUACCUAAGGGUGUGAUGCAUGCUACCUGCUUUUAUUUUCCAUACUAGCGCACUUCUUUCCAAUGCACUGUACAUAGAACAUUGUUUUUGAUGUCUUCUCUGCCAAAGGAGACUCCUUACUGUCCCUGUGCCUCUGCUGUAUAACUGACUCGAACGACGUCACCCCCUGUGGCACAAACAAUGCUGGUGGAAAUAACCCUUGAAAUCAGCAAGAGGAAAUAGAUUGUUGGCUCCUCUCUAAAACCACAUUAGGUAAUAGGUCUCUUCUGUCAACGGGCGAUAAACUAAAUAAAUCAGAUAAGCUUGUUUUCUUCACAGGGCAGGAGAUUCGGUUUGGCUAGGAUCACACUAUGAGCUCCUGGGUCACCUUGAAGGGACAAACGGACUGGUGCUCUUCCAAAUCCAUUGUUGUUCAUUAGAUAUGCCUCAAGAACAAAUAUCAGGAAUAUGUGUCCGUUUGAGGUCAUCUAAAGACAUUACUCGAUUGGUUCAUUCCUGUACAUCUCCCAAUAUGUUGUAAACAGUGGCAAUGUCAAUAAAUGUUGUUUUUUUUGCAUACAAUAAGGAAUUCAGUGAUCAUUUUCUCUGAAUGAUCCGAUGAAAUUAAUGAAUUAAGGAUAAAGAAAAGGGCGAUUGAAUAAGUGGACUUUUUAAUUUGAGGGUUUAUCACUUUGACAUGGACCUCUGUAUGAGUGUCUCAUGACAACUACCUCUGGAACUCAACUGUGGAGCCAGUGCCUGUCUGCCAUAUGCUGUCACUCUUUAGCAGACCACAAGCGAAGCCUAGAUGAAGGAAGAGUCAAUAGAGAGCAUUGUGCGCUCUCAAGAACUGUCAAGUUCUUGUAUUUUUGCAAUAUACCUCACACUGAAAGAUGGCCCCCUACCAGCCACCACAGACAGAAAGGGGCUUCCGUUGCCUCGACUGAUCACAGAGUUACCAAUCAACAGCAGUCCUGCCCCAGUUGAUCUUUGUUCGGACUCGGAUAUGGGAAUCGGAAGUUUCCCCCCGCCGCCUGCCAUCUAUCUCCACCUUCUGAUCAAUGGAAACCUUAACCCUGUUACGCGAAUCCUCUUGGCCCUCCGAGCCGGGGGACUCUCACCAGCUGGCAUGGAGCUACAGCUGGCAGCCGCCCCGUGCUCCCUGCUCCAGUCCUGUGUAUCCGUAAACAAGUGUCAGGUGUCCCGCAGCUCUGGUUGGUCAGAGGACCUACUCUGACUACGCUACUAUGUUUG